Molecule: messenger RNA, 3992 nt
Organism: Xiphophorus maculatus (southern platyfish)
Lineage: Eukaryota; Metazoa; Chordata; Actinopteri; Cyprinodontiformes; Poeciliidae
Gene: mfhas1
Product: malignant fibrous histiocytoma amplified sequence 1
Exons: 3
Coding region: 27-3104 (1025 amino acids)
Molecular function (GO): protein binding
Source: RefSeq, a predicted model, not a curated record
UCCACCAUGCUGCCCGCUCAGGAAUCAUGAAAACUCUCAAUGAAAACAACGAGGAGGAGGAGGAGAAGGAGGGAUCUGGGUGCAACGCCAUGGAGGAAACGGAGAACAAUCUGAAAACGGCCAGGUUGUGGAGGGAUGCCGCCCUCCGCUCCAGGAAGCUGCGGAGCAACCUCCGCCAGCUGACCCUCUGCUCCAAAAACAACCAGAUCAUCCUGCCCGACGAUAUAUCCGACAUAGAGGUGCUCAAUCUGGGAAAUAACUCCCUCCAGGAGCUGCCGGACGGACUGCAGUCCACCCUCAACAACCUGCGCAUCCUCAUCCUCCGCAGGAACAGGUUCUCCGCUGUGCCCAGGGUGUUGCUUGAGCUGGGGCAGUUGGUAGAGCUUGACAUGAGUCACAACUGUGUGAGAAGCCUGCCUGAUGGUGUGGGGCAGCUGAGAAGACUGAAGAAGCUCUGCAUCAGUCACAACAAACUCCAGAACCUUCCAGCUCAGAUUGGAGUGCUUCAGACUCUGGAGGAACUUGACAUCAGUUUUAACGACCUGCACGACUUCCCCAGGUCCUUCACCAGCCUUUGCAAGCUGCGAACUCUGGAUGCAGAUCACAACAAGCUGAACCAGUUCCCUGCUGAGAUCUUGGCCCUGGGGGAGCUGGAGGAGCUUGACCUCUCUGGGAACAAGUUUCAGGCUUUGCCAGCUGACAUUUUGAGGCUGAAGUCCACCAAGAUCCUGUGGCUCAGCAGUCUGCACAUGUCCUCCUUACAUGACACUUUCUGUCACCUGCACAACUUGGAGAGCCUGAUGCUGGAUGGAAACAACCUCACAGUGCUGCCUUCAUCCUUUGCUCAGCUGCAAAGCCUGAAAAUGAUAAAUUUGUCCUCCAACGAGUUUAACGAAUUUCCACAGGCUGUUUUAAGCAUUACGGGAUUAGAGGAACUGUACCUGAGCAGGAAUAAACUGACUAAUAUUCCAGAGGGAAUUGCUCAGCUGGUGAAGCUGGUAAAUCUCUGGCUGGACAACAACAACAUCACUCAUCUACCUGAUUCCAUUGUGGAGCUGGAGAAGUUGGAGGAACUUGUUUUACAGGGUAACCAAAUAGCCAUUCUUCCAGAUCAUUUUGGCAAACUGUCCAGGGUUAACAUUUGGAAGGUGAAAGAUAACCCUCUCAUCCAGCCUCCAUAUGAGGUGUGCAUGAAGGGAAUCCCAUACAUUGCUGUCUACCAGAAGGAACUUGCACAGUCUCAGCUUGCUGUGAAGCCAUGGCUCAAACUGGUUCUGAUGGGGACAAAAAAUGCUGGUAAGACCAAGCUGAGACAGAGCUUGGUACCAACUGAGGAGGACAUCAGAGGAACCCAGGGAAAUAAAGGAAUAGAAGUCACUAAUUGGGUGGCAGACUCUGAUCGCCAUCUAAUGUUCUUAGUGUACGACUUGUCAGGGAACCUAAACUAUGACCUCAUCAAACCCUUUUUUCUCUCCCCUGGUGCUCUCUAUGUUCUCGUUGUCAAUCUUAGAGCUUACUCGCCCAAGAACUUUUAUGCCCACAUCGGGUAUUUCCUUCACCUGCUGUGCGCUAAAGUCCCCCAUGCUGUUGUGUGCUUGGUGGGGACACAUGCAGACCUGUGUGGAGAGAUGGAGUUGGAGGAGAAAACUCUGGACAUACACAGACAGAUCGGCCUCCAGGAGAGGAGCGACAUUCAAUGUCUAAGUAGCCUGGUCCAGCAGGUAGACCUCGCUCUGGAGCAAGGCUACAAGGUCCGCACCUCCAGCCCACACGUUCUCUUCUAUGGUGUCAGCGACAAGAACCUGAGGCGCAAGAAAGCCCAGUUGCAGUACAUGCUAAACCAGCGAUUGCAGAUCCUAUCCCCGGUCCUGAGCAUUAGCUGCACAAAGACCCAGAAGAACAUCCAGAGGCUGAGGGAGAAGCUCAUGUCUGUUGCAGACCACAGGGAGAUUUUCCCCAACCUUCACCGUGUGCUGCCAAAGUCCUGGCAGAUGUUGGAGGAGUUGCACUUUAAAUCCAAAGAUCUGUGGCUGUCAUGGUGGAGCUCAGCCCGUCUGGGCCUACAGGCGGGACUCACAGAGGACCGACUGCAGAGCGCCUUGUCCUACCUGCACGAGAGUGGAAAGCUGCUCUACUUUGAGGACAGCAUCACACUGAAGGAGUAUGUUUUCCACAAUCUUCCACGUUUUAUUGCAAUUCUUAAUGUCUUCUUUCAGAGGGACAAGUUCACUCUAUUGGACCGGCUGCUGUCUGAAGGGGAGAAGGGUGACAAGGGGAGAGUGAGUCUAGUUAUUGAGGAUGAGAAGGGAGAGAACCUCAGGGUCACUCAUCUUCAGCAGCACCUGGAGGGCUUCCUCCAUGAUGGCCUCCUGCCCUCCAAUGUCAUCCGCCUGCUCCUCAGACCACACAUUGAGACACAGUGGGACCUCCACCUCAUUAUGGAGCUCCUGGAGAAGAUGGGUGUCUGCUACUGCAUCAACAAACCUCGUACCAAGCCCUUGAAUGGCGCCACAGUGUGGUACAAGUUUCCCAGCUAUGUCAGCAGCGAGGAGGCUCGGUUUGAAGACUCAGUGGAAGGAAACUCUCUGAAUCUUAGCCCCUUGUUCUCAGUGGAGCAGCUCUACAUCCAGUACAGCUUCCCUUUCCUGUUUCCUCCUGGACUUUUUGCACGCUUCAGUGUGCAGAUCAACAACCAUGUGGUCCAGCGGUCAGAUGGCAGGCAUCAGAUAUUUGCCUAUCGGGGGAAGGUCCCAGUGGUGAUCAGCCACCAGCCCGCUAAGGGGAAGCUGUUCAUGGAGACUUUGUCCAUCGCCAGCCACGCCUCACUGCCUAACAUCUGGACUGCCUGGCAGGCUGUCACUCCACUGGUGGAGGAGCUGAACAUGCUGCUGCAGGAAUGGCCUGGCCUGCACUAUAAUGUACAUAUUCUCUGUUCCAAGUGCCUCAAGAGAGGGUCGUCCAACCCGCAUGCCUUCCCGGGUGAGCUGCUGAGCCAGCCGCGGCCCGACGGUCUGACUGAGAUCAUCUGUCCAAAGAACGGCUCGGAGCGAGUCGACGUGGCCCUGGUUUACCCCCCCACUCCCACAGCUACGAGCCCCAAGUGACUCCACUGCCCCCCCACCCCCCCUCACCGCAACCCUCACAUCCAUCUACACAAAAACAUGGCUGCCCUGGCUCGUCAUGCCGUGUCUCCAGACACCACGUCCCCAACCGCUCCUGCUGUCCUCCUCCAUCAUCAUCACUGCUUCUUCUGCCAACACUGGAGCUCACAUCAACGUUUAGGUUUGUGGCUCUGCCUGUUGGCGUCAGCCUGGUGCAGACGGAGGAGGGUCUCAGCAUUCUGUAGCAUCAACCACAAACGCUGUUUCAGAAGUUUCUCCCUGGAUUCUGAGAUGAAACAGUGAAUCGGAAUCGCAGUCUCAAACUCAUGGUGCAUUUAUUUGGUCAUUUAUCAACAGAAACUUGUGAAGCAGAGACUGUUCUCUUCCCCCUGAGGAGAACCUGCUGAGCGGUGGGAGCCAGGUGAAGAAGGCUCCCAUCCUGAAUUCAACAUUAAGCAGAAAGUUUCUUGGACACCGCUCAUCAUGGCCUUGUGGUCUUGCACUUCAUCAGACCCUGAAUGACGGCUAGUGAUCCACUAAUCUCCUCUUUCUUACACGCCCUUCAACAGGCCACAUGUUAGCAGAGCAGAGUGUUCACAUUUUUCUCUCCACUGCCACCUCUGGCUGAACAACUGAACCGUUCAGAACAGUGACUGCUUUGAAAGGGUGAGAUCUGGUUGUUCCCACUCUAAAGAGCUGUUCUGCAGGAUUAAACUAAAGACUGUUUUCUUUCAUGUAAAUAAUAUCUUUAUUUUUCUACUUAGACACAACGUGUCAAGCUGUGGCAUAUUUACAGUGCAAUGCUGUGCAUGACUCGAGGGACAUGCACAAAAGGUUUUAUAUGUAGCUGGUUUCAAUAUGAAUACCAAAUAAAUCGAUAUCUGGCUUUAA